AUGUGUCUUAUUUCUCCUGCUGAUCUGAAGUUCUUACUGCCAUUUGGAAACUCCCCCUGGGGCUCAUUCCUCAUCCUGGUCAUAGAGAAGGGGCUGCUGUGUGUUAUCCGUGGUCUGAAUGGUCUAGAGUUUCGUGGUGGUAACCUUGUUGUCGAUGACGGCCCAAACCCAACUCCUAAGCAAGUUUAUACUUUUGUACACAUGGAGCAUCAAGAGAAUGCGGCGAAUGCCGUCGAGGCCCUCCACGGGACCUCCUACAUGGACCACCCCCUCUCUGUAGAUAUCGCAAACAUCCAACAAAAUAAGCCAGGAGCCAUGUCCAAGGUGCCGUGCGCACGUUGCGGGACACAGGGACACUUCGCAGGAGAGUGUCCGACCAGGCCGCCCAUGGAGCACCACCAGAGUCAGGCAGCCGUGCUUGCUGCUGCUGCAGCUGCUGCUGCUGGACUUCCUAUUCAGGUACAACAGUGCGUGCACAACUCUUUCUUUAACACCAACACCUCUGAUCCGACGUAUGCGGCUCUGAAGGGUCUUACCGAAGGCAGCGGGUCAGACGGUAAGCCAGUGAGCGCCGCAGUUUAUGGAGCCCUGGCAAGUCAAGUGUAUGGUUCCGUGGCUGAUCAGGUCGUCAGCCAAGGAACAGAUGUUUCAAGCUAUCCAGCUGCAGGAGAGGCACCAUCAGCCACAACAGCCAUGAACCCUGCCUAUGGCACAAACUCCUCUGCGUAUACAGGCCCGGCCUAUGGGACCAUGGGCGGGGCUGAGCCUGACGCGCAGGCUUUGUUUGAAGCUGCUCGGCAGCGAUUCAUUGAGCAGGGUCAGCAAGUGUUGGCUGAGCAGCAGGCCCUUACCAAAUCAGAACGUGACCGGAGCCCAGUGAGACGUUCUGCUCUGCUGCCCGACCCUGUUCCUCAGCCCAUCAGUGCCGCAAGACCCAAACGGCGUGCUCUUCUGCCCACACCACCUGGAGGACCUGAAAUGCCAGCUAUUAAAGAUGGAGACCCUAUUGCAAGGUGCUAUGCAGAGUAUGUCCAGCAGUACCAACAAUACCAACAGUACCACCAGUACCACCAGUAUCAUCAGUACCAGUACUACUAUCCUCCACCACCACCACCACCACCCCCACCACACCAGAUGGCAACCAUGCCCAUGCCACCUUCAGGGUCGAUGGAUGCCAAUCACUUGGCGGCUCCUGGAACCGGCGCAUCUCCAAGAGCAAUGCACCUCAGACUGUCUUCAGUCUUUCAUUCCAACGCUGAGAGAUGGUCGGGUACUCGCACAAACACCUACACACACAUGCACAACAUGGUCUCAGUGACCUCUAUUGGCCUGGAUACAGCAAACCUUUCUGUAACGUAAUAGGCAACAGAUUGAAAUGACCUGCAAUAGAUAUGUAUUUUUCAGUGCAUUUUAUUUCACAGUGCAUAAUUCAGUGUAUGUAAUUAACUUGCCAGUGUAUCCAGGCCCUGAUGUUUACAAGACAAGACAAGAAAAGGCAGAUAUAUUGGAGUGGUCAUUGUUUUGACUCGUAACAUUUAGUUGAAUGGUGAUGGAAAGGUAGCUCUUUAUAGUGCAUCAGGCCUCCACACAUUAAAAUGUCUGUAAUUUUUUUUUUUUUGCUAGAAAUAGUGCAUGACUGGUUACUCGUGCUGUUCUUCCAGCCACAUUUUCCCUUUUCGCUAACUACAGCUAGAAUGGCUCCCAGGCCUCAGGACGCCAAGUUGCACAUGACGGGGGAAGAGAAUUAAAGUCCCACAGUGGCAUGGAUGCACUUCCCAGAAAGGUAAAGCCCUCUGGCCCCAAUCACGCUUGCACCUUAACCAUACACCACUUUCUCCUAAAUCAUCUGCUCCAACUCGGCUCAGAUGCAUCUUCUGGCUGAAGAAAUUGAUGUGGGGGAAAAAAAUUAAUGAAGGGGCUGUAACAGUGACACAGAUCAGGGUUUAAUAAGUUCACUGGUUCAUAAGUCAUUUAGCUGAGGCACACAAAGUUACCCCAUGUGAUCGUCUGCAAUUUCUGAAAAAUAAUCAUUUACUUUUAUAAACGUAUAAAUUCAAGCCCCAGUGGCAUUCAGAAGUUAUCACUGUCUUACCAGAAACAUGCUCAGAAAAAUCCUUUAUUAAACAUGGGAACGUGUGAGAUCAGGGAUAUUUGAAUUGUUGGCUUGUUCUGUGUGGCAUUUGGUGUUUCUUUUAAGCAUUUUCAGUAAGACGAGACGAGAUCCACACACUCGCUCACAACUGAGGUUCCCUGGCUGUGCUUUGAACUGUUAAGAAGACAGCACAGCUUUAAUGGGAGCGCAGUGCAAUCCGAAAGGGAAGAGGUGGGGUUGUCGCCUGGUAGGUGAGUAACCAGUGCGCCACAGUCCCACUCAAACCAGUUCCUGCUCCUCAAACCCAACACUUCACCUGCCCCAUCACUUCGACUUUUAAAGAUUCUGUACGACUUUAAACGCAUGCCUCAGGGAAAUGAUGCUUUUAGAGUUCACUUUCAGAAAUGCGUGGGGUCACGUUUCUGGACUGACAUGGAAAUUUACAUGACGUGUGUUUAAAACCUUAUAAAAGAAGUCAGUCGGGUACCAUGAGUUCUGUCUGGACCAGAGUGUCUGACAUUUUAGACAUUCCUCUAAACAACUCAUCAUUUAAAUAAUCGACUCCAUCCUCUCCUGAAUGUACAGUUUAACAGCACGUGAGUGAAGCCAUGUCACUUUUGAUAGUUCCUUAUUAUCCAUGACACAUUGCAGCUUCUACUUCAUAUUUCUUUCACUGAUGUGUAAAAGCUGUCAUUUAAACAUGUCAUCUUAAGUGUGCUUUGAACAUGUAUAGCAUUGCUUAUGAUCAGUUUAGGUCAGGAGACGAUUAUUCAGGGAGUAGGCAUUGGUUGAAAUAAAUGCUACCACUUUUACUGAGAUCGGUUUACUUCUUUUGCUACUGUCAAAUCUUUUUGUCUUUGUAGU
This is a messenger RNA of Hemibagrus wyckioides, 2956 nucleotides long. It is a transcript of the gene rbm14a, whose product is annotated as RNA binding motif protein 14a. The transcript is spliced from 5 exons. Bases 1 to 1359 code for a protein of 452 amino acids. The record is from RefSeq and is a predicted model, not a curated record. Gene Ontology annotation, molecular function: nucleic acid binding; zinc ion binding. Lineage: Eukaryota; Metazoa; Chordata; Actinopteri; Siluriformes; Bagridae.